ACCACCCAUUCAUUCCUCCACCAAACACAAGACUUACUUAUUAUACAUUUCAUUUACUUGUUUCCCCUUCAAAAUUGGGAUUACUUUAUUUGACUACUUUAGUUUUUUUUUUUUUUCCAUGUUCAAUUUUUAUCUGAUUCCAAAUGACAUGCGGUUUCUACAUCCCUUCCAAAAUUAGAAGGCACUAGAUUUAGCUUCUAUAUUCUCUAUAAUUUUCCUGGGAAUUUCUCAUUGAUAUCGUUCCGGAUUAAGAGUUUCGAUUUCAAUCGUUUUAUUGUUUGAACAAAGAGGAACAUUGAACACAGUGCGGUGAGAUGGCGAAAGGGGGUGAUGUGUUGAAACCCUUCAAGAUUUUCGUGGGUUAUGAUCCACGCGAAGACGUCGCUUACGAGGUUUGUUGCCACUCGAUCUUGAAGAAAGCUUCGAUCCCAGUUGAGAUCACACCGAUCAAGCAAUCAGAGUUGAGAAAAAACGGGUUGUAUUGGCGUGAAAAGGACCAAUACGAGAGCACAGAGUUUUCGUUUUCGAGGUUUUUGACUCCAAAAUUGGCGAACUACGAAGGUUGGGCAAUGUUUGUGGACUGCGAUUUCCUCUAUCUUGCAGAUAUCAGAGAGCUGAGAGAUUUGAUCGAUGACAAGUAUGCUGUGAUGUGUGUGCAACAUGAUUAUGCUCCAAAGGAGACAACAAAAAUGGAUGGGGCAGUGCAAACUGUGUAUCCCAGAAAGAAUUGGUCUUCUAUGGUGUUGUACAAUUGUGGGCACCCCAAGAACAGUGUUCUGAGUCCUGAAAUUGUGAACACACAAACCGGUGCUUUUCUUCACAGGUUUCAGUGGCUGCAAGAUGAUGAAAUUGGGUCGAUUCCUUUUGUUUGGAACUUCCUUGAGGGACAUAACAAGGUUGUUGAGAGUGACCCCACUACUUUUCCUAAGGCUGUUCAUUAUACUCGUGGAGGACCAUGGUUUGAAGCUUGGAAGAAUUGUGCUUUUGCUGACCUAUGGCUGAAAGAAAAAGAUGAUUACCAGAAUGAGGCCAAAAAAGCUAUUACAAAUUAAAUUAUCUGGUUUAUGUGAUCACAUUAUUCAAUACAUUGCAUGGUGAAGUUUCUGGAAUGAUGCAAGUUGUAUAUAAUUAGUAUUUUUUUUUUCUUCUUUGUAUUAUAUUUAUCAAUAGGUCUAACUUACUGUUGGACUUGGCAAUAAGUUGUAUACUUUGGUUUAUUUAGAGUGAAUAAAAUUAUUCCUAUGGUGGUGUGGAAUAAAUAAACACUAUAGCCAGA
Vigna unguiculata (cowpea) is the source of this 1276-nucleotide messenger RNA. Its product is annotated as protein CDI-like. The record is from RefSeq and is a predicted model, not a curated record. NCBI's taxonomy places the organism in Eukaryota, Viridiplantae, Streptophyta, Magnoliopsida, Fabales, Fabaceae.